GCUGAUGUGACACAUCAUGAAGUUGAGUCUGAGUACGGGGAUAAACUCAAACCUUGUGAAUUUCAUUUUUUCUGUACUGUAGAUGCUUUACUGUUAAUGAAGAGAAGAACUUGUUGAAAAUGGGCGCCAAAUAAUUGAAGAAGCUCUAUCCCCAUUAUCAACUCUCAACAAUCUGACAAAGUAAGAGAGAAAAGGGAGAAAAAAGAGAAAGAAUUUUCUGGGUGUUUUAAGUGUUUUGAUGCAUAAUCAUGGACUAUGACCUGCGCUAUUAUAUACAGCAAUUACAGUCCUACAAUGGCCGCCAUAACUCCAUUAAUCAAGUUAAGCAGAUUCAUCUCCUUUUCCUCAAAAGGGGUAUCCUUAAUUCCGUUUUAAGCAUCGGAAAUCGUCUUAUUCAGGUUUAUGCAAAAUGUGGUAUUAUGAGUGAUGCAGCUAAGGUGUUCGAUGAAAUGCCCCAGAGAAACUGCUUCUCAUGGAACACCCUUAUUGAGGGAUUUAUGAAGUCAGGGGAGGUAAGUAAAUCAUUAGAGGUUUUCAAUUCUAUGCCUUUUAGGGAUGAUUUUUCAUGGAAUGUUGUUAUUUCUGGAUGUGUGAAAUCGGGCGAAUUGGGUUUAGCUAGGAUGGUGUUUAAUGAGAUGCCUAGAAAGAAUGGUAUUGCUUGGAAUUCGAUGCUUCAUGGGUAUGCUCGUCGUGGGUGUCCUACAGAAGCUUUGAGGUUGUUCAAAUAUAUGAACUUUGAUGGUGCUGAAUCAAGGAAGAGAGAUCCUUUUGUUUUGGCAUCAAUGGUUGGUGCUUGUACUGAUAUGAUGGCUCUUGGUUGUGGGAAGCAAAUACAUACUAGGAUAAUUAUUGAUGGAGUGGAAUUCGAUACGGUUUUAGGAAGCUCUAUUGUUAAUUUGUAUAGCAAGUGUGGUGCAUUAGACAAUGCCAAACAUGUCUUUAAGUUGACAAAAGAAGCUGAUUACUUUUCGCUUUCUGCUUUGAUUACAGGAUAUGCAAGUGUGGGUAAGAUGGAUGAUGCUAGAAGAACUUUUGACAGUAUAGCUAAUCCUUGUGUCGUGGUUUGGAAUUCGUUGAUUUCUGGUUAUGUUGCUAAUGAUCAACCUAUAGAGGCCUUGGCUUUAUUCAACAUGAUGAGGAAUAAGGAAUAUAAGCCAGACUGCUCUACUUUUGCUAAUGUUUUGAAUGCUUGCUCGAGUAUUGGUGGUUCUCAUGAAUAUGGUAGACAAUUACACAAUCAUGCUUGCAAAGUUGGGGUCUCUACGGAUGUUGUUGUUGCUUGUUCCCUUAUUGAUAUGUAUUCCAAGUCUGGAAAUCCAAGUAAUGCUUGUAAAUUCUUUGAUGAGCUUGAACUUCAUGAUACUGUCCUUCUUAAUUCUAUGAUCAAUGUCUACUCUAACUGUGGAAGAUUGCAAGAUGCCAAGCAGAUCUUUGACAGUAUGCAUGAUAAAUCCUUGAUCUCUUGGAAUUCAAUGUUAGCAGCUUUUAGUCAAAAUAGUUGUCCCCUUUCAGCUUUAGAUCUUUUCUUUAAGAUGAAUAUGCUUGAAGUUCGAAUGGACAAAUACAGUUUUGCAAGUGUGAUCAGCUCCUGCGCUAGCAUCAGUUCACUUAGAUUUGGUGAGCAGGUUUUUGCAAGAGCUACUGUUGUUGGCUUAGAAGCUGACUUGAUUGUCUGUACCUCACUCGUUGAUUUUUAUUACAAGUGUGGUUUCAUUAACUUUGGUCGGAAGUUAUUUGAUGAAAUGGUCAAAUUUGAUGAAGCUUCUUGGAAUUCAAUGUUAACAGGGUAUGCUACAAAUGGUCAAGCAAUGGAGGUUUUAGAUUUGUUUGCUUCCAUGAGACAUGCUGUAGUUCAGCCCAAUGUUGUUACUUUUACUGUACUUCUAUCUGCUUUCAGUCACUGUGGAUUGAUUGAGGAGGCCAGGAAGUGGUUUUAUAUGAUGAAAUCUGAAUAUAACAUAGAACCUGAAUAUGAGCAUUACUCAUGCAUGGUUGAUCUAUUGGCUCGAGCUGGUUGUCUUGAAGAGGCAACAUCUCUAAUUAGGCAAAUGCCAUUUAAGGCGGAUGCUAGUAUGCUGUCUUCAAUUCUGAGAGGGUGUGUGUUCCAUGGUAACAAGAACCUGGGCAUAGAGGUUGCAGAGCUAAUGAUUCAUCUUGAUCCUGAAAAUUCAAGUGCUUAUGUGCAACUAUCUGGAAUAUUUGCUACUGCAGGUGACUGGGAUGGAUCGACAGAAGUUAGAGAUGUAAUGAGGACUAGAUGCACUGAAAAGAUUCCCGGUAUAAGUUGGUGAUGUGCCUGAAUAAAGUCAUAUUUAAGUGUUAUCAACUGCCUCUGUUGAACCCUUGAUUGAGACACAGCUAAGUUACUGACUAGUUUCACACUAGUUUCACAGGCAUCUUAGAGCUUUGGAUGAAUAUCUAUGUUUUUCAGGGAUCUAGAAAUAUAUGAUUGUUAGAAUUAAUGAACUAUGAAUUGAUGUAAUUAAGCAGCAGCAAUGGCAGGUAUACUGUGUAUACCUCACUGAAAUUAAUUCUUGCCGCUGUCAUUCUCUAUACAUACGAUGAUACUUGUUUGAGAGUAUUUGUAUGCAAAUAAACAUGAAGGUGAACAAAUAUCACGAUUGGCUAGUGGCCAUCUUGUUCAUCUCAUCACUUUUUACUUCUGUGGAGAUAUAUGGAUACACUAAUGAAUUUUAUCGAUUUGUGUGCAUCCAGGUUUCGGCAAGAUGAGGUGAACAUUGAAGAGAAAUGAUUUGGCUAGAACAAACACUGUAGCCUUGAGGAAAGCUCCAAGGUGUAACUUCAUCUUCAGAUGGUGAUGGUGAUUUCAUAAUGGCCUGGGCAGGAACCGGCUUUAUUUCAUAUUAAAAGAUUCUCUCAGUUUGGGAAAUUUAAUUCAAUUGAGGAAGUUCUUGGUGCUUGGAGACAAGCCUGUAUUUUCCCUGAAUCUUUCUGGCAAUACUUGUUGGUCUGGUGGAUUAGUAACAGCAAAGACAGCCAAGGUAAUCUAUCUCAUACUAGAGUUAGAGAUGUGGCCAAAAGUUGACAUGAAUAGAAUAUACAGAUCAGAUAAGAUAAACUGUAAAGCUACCAGCAGUACAUUUUUUUUCAAACAUAUUUGAGAGGAGCUUAGGCCAAUUGAUUGAAGACAAUAUGUGGCUUCUCCGACUAAUGAAAUGACUUCGUCUGCACAAACAGCAACAGUUAGAAGAUAAGCUAUCCUGCUUUUGGAAUGGUAAGGCUUAGGAAAUCUCUGCUUCCUGUCAAGAAAGCAACAAAACUUCAGAUCAGAUCCUCCAUAAAAGACCAGGUUUUUGAAGAUCAUUCAACAGGUAUAAUUUGCUAUAAAGAUGACAGAGGGGAAAUUAUAUGCGAAGGUUUCGAUGAGGGUCCUCGUCUACAUUUGCAGUAUCCUCCAACACUUGUACCAUUAAGGGAUGAUGACGGUAUCCUAGAUCGUCUUCAGCAGAGAUGGCUUCAGAUUAUGGAUGGAGAAACUGCAAACUCUAGCGACCUGCUUAAAAAGUCUUGCAAUGGAUUCAAUACGCUGCAUUGAAAAAAUGCAAAACAACACUAAAUGAUCACUUUGUAUAAAUGUUUUCUUAAUUAAGACCUGUUAGUUUUCUCUCUUUUAUAAAAAUAGACCUUAUCUUAAGUUGAAAGGACUUGGUCAUGUAAUUCCUACUUUUACAGGAUGUAAAUGAAGACUCCCACACCAUGUAAUUCGAUAUAUAUGAUCGAUAAAAUGGAUCAUUGUUUUAAUAACAUUUUCAGAUCAGAAAUCAUUCAGACAUC
Molecule: messenger RNA, 3795 nt
Organism: Chenopodium quinoa (quinoa)
Lineage: Eukaryota; Viridiplantae; Streptophyta; Magnoliopsida; Caryophyllales; Amaranthaceae
Product: putative pentatricopeptide repeat-containing protein At1g77010, mitochondrial
Exons: 6
Coding region: 249-2291 (680 amino acids)
Biological process (GO): RNA modification
Molecular function (GO): protein binding; RNA binding
Source: RefSeq, a predicted model, not a curated record